AAUCUGGAGGCAGCCUGGCCUCUCUACCUCUGACAGGCCCUGGCUCCAUCACACCCAGCCCACCAGGGUGGUGGGAGGAGCCCAGGGCCACUAGGGCAGGCCGGAAGCGCCUGAGAGAGGAAGGGGUAACCCCCCCCCACUCUUGGGAGGGGCCCGAAGCGGGUGGCUGAAGCUGUGGCUGAGGAGGAAGUGAGCGGAGGAGGUGAGGUGCGGCAGGGAGCCUGUUGGCAUCAGGGGUCUGUGACACCAUGGCCCAGGCCCUGGGGGAGGACCUGGUGCAGCCUUGUGAGCUGCAGGAUGACUCCAGCUCUUUGGGGUCUGACUCAGAGCUGAGUGGGCCCGGCCCAUAUCGCCAGGCUGACCGCUAUGGCUUCAUUGGGGGCAGCUCAGCAGAGCCAGGGCCAGGUCACCCGCCUGCAGACCUCAUCCGCCAGCGGGAGAUGAAAUGGGUAGAGAUGACCUCGCACUGGGAGAAAACCAUGUCUCGACGAUACAAGAAGAUAAAGAUGCAGUGCCGGAAAGGCAUUCCCUCAGCCCUGCGGGCCCGGUGCUGGCCCCUGUUGUGUGGGGCCCACGUGUGUCAGAAGAACAACCCUGGCACUUACCAGAAACUGGCUGAAGCCCCUGGGGACCCACAGUGGAUGGAGACCAUUGGCAGGGACCUGCACCGCCAGUUUCCUCUGCAUGAGAUGUUUGUGUCACCCCAGGGUCAUGGGCAGCAGGGCCUCUUGCAGGUACUGAAGGCCUACACCCUGUAUCGGCCGGAGCAGGGCUACUGCCAGGCCCAGGGCCCCGUGGCAGCGGUGCUGCUCAUGCACCUGCCCCCAGAGGAGGCCUUCUGGUGCCUGGUUCAGAUCUGCGAGGUCUACCUCCCUGGCUACUACGGGCCCCACAUGGAGGCUGUGCGGCUGGACGCCGAGGUGUUCAUGGCCCUGCUGCGGCGGCUGCUCCCGCGCGUGCACAAGCACCUGCAGCAGGUGGGCGUCGGGCCCCUGCUCUACCUGCCCGAGUGGUUCCUGUGCCUCUUCGCCCGCUCCCUGCCCUUCCCCACGGUGCUGCGUGUCUGGGACGCUUUCCUUAGUGAGGGUGUAAAAGUGCUGUUCCGUGUGGGGCUGACGCUGGUGCGCCUGGCACUGGGUGCCACUGAACAGCGCCUGGCCUGUCCGGGGCUCCUGGAGACGCUCAGUGCCCUUCGAGCCAUCCCCCCCGCCCAGCUGCAGGAGGAGGUCUUCAUGCCCCAGGUGCACAGCGUGGCCCUGUCCGAACAGGACCUGCAGCGGGAGAUCAAGGCCCAGCUGGCCCAGCUGCCGCCCCCGAGGCCCCAGGCCCGCCUGGCCGGGGCCCAAGCCAUCUUUGAGGCCCAGCAGCUGGCAGGAACUCAGGGAGCCGCCAGGCCCGAGGUGCCCCGCAUCGUGGUGCAACCCCCGGAAGAGCCCAGGCCACCACGGCGCAAGCCCCAGACCCGAGGCAAAACUUUCCACGGGCUGCUGACUCGGUCCAGGGGCCCCCCAAUCGAGAGUCCCACCAGGUCCCAUCGAAGCUCCACCUCCUUCCUGGACACCCGAUUCUGAAGGCCCCACUUCUGAGGGUACCACAGACUCCAUGUCCUGCAACCCAAUUGCCUGAACAGUUGAUGCCAGUCUGGAGUGGGCACCGCACUUUACCGCUGGGAUAUGAGGCCUGAGCUCCCUUCGCAUGAGCUGUGUCAGCCACAAGGAUGAAGGAAGAUCCCAGAGAGUGAGGUUUUGGGGACCCAGGUCCAACCGCCCACCCAUGGAGCUGUCCUGGUGCCUGGGCCCCUGCAAAGGUCAAGCUGGAGCUGAAGCAGUGCAGGGUAAGGGCACAGGCUCGGCUAGGGAACCCCAAAAGGCUCCUGGGGGGGGCCUGGAAUAAAGUCUGAGCAGAA
Molecule: messenger RNA, 1906 nt
Organism: Phacochoerus africanus (Common warthog)
Lineage: Eukaryota; Metazoa; Chordata; Mammalia; Artiodactyla; Suidae
Gene: TBC1D10C
Product: TBC1 domain family member 10C
Exons: 10
Coding region: 249-1571 (440 amino acids)
Source: RefSeq, a predicted model, not a curated record